This is a messenger RNA of Microbotryum saponariae, 1001 nucleotides long. The record is from the annotation of a GenBank genome assembly. Lineage: Eukaryota; Fungi; Basidiomycota; Microbotryomycetes; Microbotryales; Microbotryaceae.
AUGGACGAAUUCGCGGAUCUGGACAUCUCUGAUUACGAGGAUGACUCGGCAACACUGGCCCGACGAGCGAGGAUCGAAGCGGCUCGGCUCCAGGCGAGGGACUAUUCGGCCAAGUUGGACGAACCCGAGGUGCGUGAGAGCGCGUGGGACUUGCAUGCAUACUUCGCAAGUUGCUGAACUGAACGCUUGAUCGUAGUGGUACCUUACCUCUGAAACUCAAUCCAGCACCCUCUCCACAACCCCACCGCAAGAGGACCAUGGAUCCACCUCGCAGCUCAAAGACCUUCACCGCCGGAAGAUCUUCGCGAUCCAGCACCACUACCUCCAACGUUCUUAUCUCACCAGCCUGAAUCUCGCCCUCACUCUUUUGAACGGCAACUAUUACAUCCGUGGUGACGGGUCCGAAGACGUCGAAGUGCUCGAUUUGAUCCUCAGAUCUUUCCUCAAGCUUUGGGAAGAGGAUCGAGAGGGCCUCGUAGGAGCUGGAGCAUGGAAAGAGCAAGGACCGAUGAUUGUUGAGAUGGCGAGAAAGUGGUCGAGUUAUGUGCGUACGAUCUUCAACGGCAAAGGCACGCCACCAAUCUCACACCAGCUGAUUUGGAACACCCUUUCUCGGACCACAGCGAGGCGUCCCAACCUUUUCCUUCACAGCCUCCAAAGUCCUCUUCCUUCUAUCCACCGAUCCCUCCCCACCAGUCUCCAUCGAAAACCUCCAAGAAAACCUCGCCCCAAUUCUCAACGCGCUCAAGCUCCACUCGACCCAAAUUCGAUACCUCGCGCAGCUCGAACGAGUUCUUCAAUUUCUCGAUCGACCCGUCCUGGCUAAGGCGUUGACGAAUCCGAAUGGACCCGAGGUGAUGAUGGAAGAUAAAAGGAAAGCUUUUGAAGGGUUGACUUUAACUGAGGAAGAACGGUCGACGUUGGAGAAAGUCACGGGUUUGCGAGGGGAGGUCAAGGAUGAGCCGCAGGAGGAUCACCUCAGGGACGUUAGAAGUUUAUGA